Papaver somniferum (opium poppy) is the source of this 2770-nucleotide messenger RNA. Its product is annotated as pentatricopeptide repeat-containing protein At4g18520, chloroplastic-like. The record is from RefSeq and is a predicted model, not a curated record. Lineage: Eukaryota; Viridiplantae; Streptophyta; Magnoliopsida; Ranunculales; Papaveraceae. The coding region runs from base 120 to 1964 and encodes 614 amino acids. Gene Ontology annotation, molecular function: RNA binding; protein binding. The transcript has a single exon. Gene Ontology annotation, biological process: RNA modification.
UGAUUAAAACAUUUUAUAACAACUUUUUUCAUUUCAUUAUUUUUCUGCUUCUUAAAAGGAAGAAAAGAUAUUCAAUUCUAUAGGUUCCCGCGAGAAAAUUUCUAGCCGUUUAAUCUGCCAUGCUCUUACCCGCCAUUUUCAACGUUCCUCAAAUUCCUUCUCAUUCUGUUCCUUAUCUUCUUCAACCAUCUCCAUUACCCCAAAACAAGAAAAUCUCAAAAUUACCCAAAACCAGCACUAAUCACAGAACUACUUCUUGUUUCGUCUCAGAAAGGAACCCAAUUUCAUCCCAACAAUUAGAAGAUUAUCCAUUUUGUGGGAAAAACCCAGGUUGUAAUUUCUCUUCGAAAUCAGUUUUGAUUGAGCAAUUGGAAGACCCAUCUUUGGUUGGUUCAUGGAUUCAAUCUUGUUGUAAUGUGAAAGAAGUUAGAAGAAUACAUUCGAUUGUGAUAAAGGGGUAUGAGAAGUAUGUAGUGUAUGUAGAUAAUAAUUUGAUUAGUAUGUAUAUUAGAUUUGGUAAACUAAAAGAAGCAAGGAAUGUGUUUGAUAAAACGUCGGAAAGAAAUGUUGUUUCUUGGACUGCUGUUUUUAAUGGGUAUUCGAAAGUUGGGUUAGAUGAUGAUGAGGUGUUGAGGUUGUUUAAUGAGUUUGUUGUACAAGGUGGAAGAGGGAAUUGUCAGACGUUUGUUUGUAUUUUAAAUUUGUGUGGUAGAAGAUUUGAUUUUGAGUUGGGGAGACAAAUACAUGCUUGUAUUGUAAAAGGGAAUUGGAGUAAUGUGAUUGUUGAUAGCGCUGUUGUGUAUUUUUAUGCGCAGUUUGGUGAUUUGUCUGGUGGGUUUCGAGUGUUUGAUAGAAUGCAGGAACGUGAUGUUGUCUGUUGGACAACAAUGAUAACUGCUUGUGCACAACAUGCACAUGGAGAGAAAGCUAUUUCGUUGUUUUCAAGGAUGUUGUCUGAGGGUUUCCGUCCGAAUGAGUUUACGGUUUGUAGUGUUUUGAAGGCUUGUGGGGAGGAAAAAGAAUUGUUGUUCGGGAGACAACUUCAUGGAGUAAUUGUUAAGAAAAUGAUUAAGAAUGAUGUGUUUAUUGGGACUUCUUUGCUGGGUAUGUAUGUUAAAUGUGAGGAGGUACAUGAUGCUAGGAGAAUUUUUAAUGGAAUGAGAAGGCGGAAUAUGGUUACUUGGACUUCUAUGAUUUCAGGGUAUGCUCAAAGUGGACUUGGUGAGGAUGCCAUAAAGUUGUUUCGUGUAAUGAAAAGACGGCAUAUAUGUGUGAAUAAUUUAACUGUCGUCAGCAUUCUUCAAGCUUGUGGUUCAGUUGGGGCUUCCAAGACUGGGAAGGAAGUUCAUGCACAGAUUUUAAAGAAUUCAAUAGAAAACAAUAUCUUUAUAGGGAGUACACUUGUAUGGUUUUAUUGCAAAUUUGGAGAGUACGGUUAUGCAGCGAAAGUUCUUCAGUUGAUGCCUGAUAGAGAUGUUGUUGCAUGGACUGCGAUAAUCUCUGGAUGUGUUCAUCUAGGUCAUGGCGUUGAAGCUCUACAAUUCUUGAAACAGAUGUUAUUGGAAGGUGUGGAACCAAACCAGUUUACUUAUACCUCUGUCUUGAAAGCUUGUGCGAAGAUAGAUGAUGUUUUGCAAGGAAAAUGGAUACAUUCCUCUGUCAACAAGACAAAAACUUUGCCUGAUGUAUUCGUUGGAAGUGCUCUUAUUGAUAUGUAUUCGAAGUGCGGCCAUGUUUCAGAGGCAAUUCAAGUUUUCAGUAGCAUGCCCGAGAAGAACUUUGUUUCAUGGAAGUCGAUGGUUAUAGGAUAUGCAAGAAAUGGCCAAUGCAAUGAGGCUUUACAGCUCAUGUAUCGGAUGAAAGCAGAAGGCUUUGAGGUGGAUAACUACAUUAAAACAACAGUUAUCAGUGCAUGUGGGGACAUUGAUUGGGAUUUGGAGUUUGACCAAUGCAUUCACAAAUAGGUGACAUGUUCUAAUAUAAGUUCGAAUACAAAUUGGUGAAGAAAUGAUACCGUCAGAAUUACAGAUUAUAGUGAUUCGUUGCGGGGAUUUCUGGUAAUAAGGGAAUAUGAGCCUCAAUGAGCACCAACAGAAAUUGGUCGGAUAUUUGAUGUGUUGGCUCAAGAUUAAUCUAUACUUACUCCUAAAUUAUCUCAUUGGAUAUGGCAAUGUCCUAUGACAUCCUGUGAUUGAAAUCCUGCAACUUGAGUCAGACAUACCAUAUGCACUUCAACAAGCGAAUAAUGCUCAUUAAGGUCGGCUGCACACUACCAAUAUUUCUAUUUCCAUCUGAGCCUAUGGAUGCUUGUGAAGGUACUAUACAAGCGUUCCGAUACUUCUACACUAUUUGGUAAUGACUGCUGGUAAUUCAUUCAAUCAACAUGCUUUGGCACCUCUGGAUAUUCACAGGCCAUGGAAGCUUGUAAACCAUACAAGGUAUCUAAACAUUCUGCAAACCUUUUUUCCUUUGUAUCAUUUACUGCAAUCUGUAACUGUAGACUAAUUGCUACCAAUGUUGUUGAUAAUCAAGUUGUUACAUAUACAAGAGAAGGUGAUUUACCUUUGUUUCCUUGUUCUCAUAGUAGAUGCUCUUGUUAACAGAAGCACACAUCCAACUUUCUACCAAUUUGUAAAUGCAUGUAUUUGUUUCUGGGGUAUGAAAUGCUAUUCCGAGGAAUAUGGUUCCAUUCCUUUGCCAGUUGCUGGGUUCUGCUUAGGUCUUAUGGAUAAUCUUGCAGCAAAAUAAAUUACCAUUUGCUGUUUAAUCC